UCCGCUGGGUGUAGGAGCGGUCUGACGUCUUGUUAGUGUGAGUGACUUGGGGAGAGAAAACACUGUGACAACAGCUCAGCAGGAGAGACGAGCACGGAAAACUGAGGAACAUUUCUUCUUUUGUAACUUCUUCCCGCUUCCUUCCCCCCUCCACCUGUAUGACUGCGUGAAGACGAAAGUGACUCAGUUAUGGAGAGCUCCGUUGAGGUUUCCCAGAGUGGUGGCACCUCAAACCCCAAGCCAGGUCUGGCCCCCAAACCUCGGCUCGCUCCCAAGCCCUUCUCUCUGCAGAAGAACACCACCAUUCGCUCCAUCCAUGCCCCAAAGACGGUCGCCGCAAGCUCUAAGAAAACAACGCAGCCGACUGUUAAACCUGAGGCCACAGGAGUCCCCAAACCGACUGUGACCACCCCCGCUCAGAAACCCCCUCAACAAACCACCACCUCUGAUUCCAAACCCAGCCCUGUAAGUGUGCCCACCAAAGAUCAAGCAAACACAACCAAAGAAAGCAAAGCAAGUCCACGUGGAGAGGAUACCCUUGAUUCUACUGUAGGAAAAUCUGAUCCAGCCUCAAAAACCACUCCACCCAAAGCAACACCCAAAUCCGAGCCAAUCCAGAAAGACGAUGUCAUCCAAGCAAACCACAAAGCAUCUACGGAAAUCGUAACCAAACCAGAGCAGAAAGUGGAGAGAAAGAAAGAAGAUGAAAAACACGCUUCUGUCAUCCACAAUGUUCAAGAACCAGAAAGUGACGUCUCCUCUAAAGACAAUCCAGAGUAUCGAUGGGGCAGCGGCAGGAAGCGUCUGUCCAUGGAGCUCACCUCGAAGUUUGAGUCAGGUGGCCUAUCUCUGCCUCCCCAGCCAACUGUAACCACCUCUACAACCACCACCAGAGAUGAUACAAAGAAGCCAAGGCCUUCAGAUCCAGAGGUGAGCCAGACGACAACAGAGCCAUCAAACAGAGAGAGUGAUGAAGGAGGACUGAAGGAGGAUUACACCGGAGGCAGCAGUAUAAAACGCAGGAUCAGUCUCCUGUUUGACUCGUCAUCGAGGCCAGAGGUCAUGACAAAGAGAGAGGAGCCAGAAAUUACAAACGGCACAGAGAGUGUGAAGGGUGUAAAGGAGAGAAUCAAAAACUGGGUCACAGAAACGACCCCUGAGCAUCCGAAGACUGAGAAGAGGCCUCAGGUUGCACCCCGACCUCGCUCUAAGAGCUUUGAGCCAGCAGCUGCUCCAACAGCAGAGGAAACACCCAAAAUGCAGCCUGUUGAACCUCCCGCAUCUGAUAUUUCUCCCAGUCAGGCCGUGGAUCUUCCUUCAAAGGUGUCACCUGCCGAACAACCAACAGAGACCCCAAUGGAAAUAUCUAGAGAUGCUCCUACUGAAGUUAAGUCGGAAGGCCCAAGUGAGACACCAGGAGAGCGUGUGCAGAACAAGGCAACAGAGGGUGAUGUCCGACUACGCAAUCGCAGCUCAUCUAUGCCCCACACUUCCACCUCAAGUGAAAAUGAUCAACAUGCUCUGAAGAGGGGUGGUGUGAAACGUCGAUCUGUUCACUUUGGUGUCGUAGAGAGAGAUGAUGGUGGGCCUCCACUGAUCCUGGGCUCACCGUCUGAUUCCAGCGAAGAAGAAGAGGCCUCUGGGGAUGAAGCAGAGAAGGACAUCUCUGUUUCAGUGCCUGUCUACAAAAGAGUAGGAGGUCUUCUGAAGAAGAACAAUGAUGAGGCGCGAGAGGAAGAAGAAGAACGACUGAAACAUUUGGAAUUUGAAAAAAGACGGCGAGCAGAGGAGAACGAACAGGCAAGACUCGUAUUGGAAGAGGAGCGGAAACGAAAAAAGGAAGAAGAAGAAAGAGAGAAAGAGAUGGCAAGGCAGAGGGAAGAAGAGGAAAGGGAGAGAGAAAGACUGAGGGAGGAGGAAAUAGAGAGACAGCGGAAGGAGGCAAGGGAAAGGCUGAGAGAAGAAGAGAUGGAGAGGGAAAGACAGUUGGAGCUGAUGUUGCAGAGACAGAGAGAGGAGGAAAGAGAGAGGGCGAAACAGAAGGAGGAGAGACUGAAACAAGAACAGGAGGAGAGGGAAAGAGAGAGAUUAUUGGAGGAGCACAGGAAAGAGGAGAGACUGAGAGAGGAAAGAGAAAGACAAAGGCUGAGAGAAGAGGAUAUGGAGAGGGAAAGACAGUUGGAGCUGAUGUUGCAGAGACAGAGAGAGGAGGAAAGAGAGAGGGCGAAACAGAAGGAGGAGAGACUGAAACAAGAACGAGAGGAGAGGGAAAGAGAGAGAUUGUUGGAGGAGCAGAGGAAAGAUGAGAGACUGAGAGAGGAAAGAGAAAGACAAAGGCUGAGAGAAGAGGAUAUGGAGAGGGAAAGACAGUUGGAGAUGAUGUUGCAGAGGCAGAGAGAGGAGGAAAGAGAGAGGGCGAAACAGAAGGAGGAGAGACUGAAACAAGAACGAGAGGAGAGGGAAAGAGAGAAAUUGUUGGAGGAGCAGAGGAAAGAGGAGAGACAGAAGGAGGAAAGAGAAAGACAAAGGCUGAGAGAGGAGGAGGAGAGAUCGAUUUGUGACAAUGAGGAGCAUAGAACUGAGGGGCAAAAGCUUGAGAGGAGAUGGAGUAAAGCGAAAUACAGAGAGGAGGAGUGGGAAAAAGAGUGGGUGAAAGAGGCAGCAAAGCCAAGAGGAGAAGAAGAAGAGAAGGAAAGAGAGAAAGAGUUGGAGUUGACAUGGCAGAGACAGAGAGAAGAGGAAAGAGAGAGGGCCAGACAAAUGGAGGAGAGACUCAGACAGGAGGAGAGGGAGAGAGCAAGAUUAAGAGAGGAGGAGAGAUCAAGUCAUAACCAUGAGGAGCAUACAACUGAGGGGGGAGAGAUAAAGAGGAGAUGGAGUAAAGCAAAACACAGAGAGGAGGAGUGGGAAAAAGAGUGGGUGAAACAGGUAGAGACGCAGAGAGGAGAAGAAGAGGGGGAAACAGAGAAAGAGUUGGAGGCGAUAUGGCAGACACAGAAAGAGGAGGACAGGGAGAAGGCCAGACAGAUAGAGGAGAGACUCAGACAGGAGGACAGGGGGAAAGAAAGAUUAGGAGAGGAGGAGGAAAGAGAGAGGGAGAGGCAAAGGAGGCUGAAAGAGCAACAAGAAAAAGAAGAAGAGAUGGAGAGAAUGAGGCAAAUGGAGAUGGAGAAAUGGAGAGAGGAGGAGGAAAGGAAGAAGCAGAUGGAGAAAGACAGACUGGAGGAGCUGGAGAGAAAAAUACGAGAGGAGUUGAACAGAAAGCGGGCACAAGAAGCAGAAGAAGUUGUUUAUGAUGACUUCUCCGUCAAACCGGCUGGGAUAAAGGUGGACUUUGAUGACUUUUCAGUCAAACCAUUGAGAUGGGGCACGCAAGCUAAAGAAGAAACCAGUCCGCCCAUCCAGAGAAGGGAAGCUGCCUUUGUGGAUAAAAAGGAAGUGGAAGAGCUGGUGCCCCUGGAUGUCAGUCCAAGAGAAUAUAAAGUGCCAGAACAGGUGGAGAAACCACGCAGCCUAGAGCCUACACCAGCCCAAGAAAGUCCAAAGUUCGAGGAGAAAGAGGAGAAGCAGAGGCCAGAGGAGGGACUGCUCAUCUCCAUGGAGGUAGAGGAAGAGAAGGAGACAGAGGGGGAGGAAGAGGAGAACACAAAAGAAGAUGUAGUGGAAGAAGAAGACAAGCAGGAGGCACCGGUUAACAUUUACAGCACAAACAGCGAAGACACUGAUGCUUUAAUAGACAACGAACCCGACCAGCAGAAUGAGGCCAGUGAACGGACAUCUGAAAUUGACAGCCCAAAGCCUAUUGCUGACCAGGCCCCAGAAGUCUCCACUGAAGACCUUGAUGAGACUGAUUAUCACCGAGAGCCAGAGCUGCCUCCAUUUCCUGAGAGCUCCACUCCUCUCCUCGACACCAGCGCGCAGAGAUCGAAGGCAGAUCUGGGUAGGAGGCGAAGUCGGUCGCGUCCAUCGCGCUCAGUCCGUAUGGGUUUGGUACCAUUGGAUAGCCCUGACUGGAGGACCCGUGACUCCACAGAUGAACAGGAGGCAUCUAAGCAAAGGGAUUCAGACUCUGAGGACGAGCAACCUAAACCGAAGAUGGCCUAUUCUCCUCCUUCCGCCUCUCAUAGAGUCCCAGUGUUCCCUGGUUUGAGCCCCGCAGCUUUACUUGCUCAGAUAAAAAAGAAAACAAGUGGAGGAAGUGGAGAGGACGCAGAAGAAGAGAAGGCAAGAGAUGAGAGGGAAAGUCAAAAUGAGGAAGAAGCACCGUCUUCCUCACAAGUGUCCCGCUCUCCUCGCUCAGCAGCUCAUCUUGCGGGGGCUGCACGGGUGUUGCCACCUAUAGGCGGUGCAGACAGAGGUGCUGCCUCCUCUCCUGCUUGGCUGAAAGAACUGAAGUCUAAGAAGCGCCUGAGUCAGCAUGAGGGCGAAGCUUAGCCAGACAGAGGAGACACCAUACCAUCACCGUUCAGCAAGAAUCAAUCCAUUUCAGCUGCAGCUGCUGCUGACAGGCACCUUGCCAUGAUUGCUCCAUUUUCCACUUUGAGUGCCUUAUUUUGGACCUUUACCGAGAUAUACAGGAGGAGAAUUCAGGCUUUUGCUGAACACAGAGGCCAUCAAGAACUCUUCUGGCUUGUAAAUGAAAUAUGGUGCCAAGGCUACGUGCCAAGACUGUGAUGUGUUAAUGCCAAGUAAAUGUUUUAUCUACUGCUGUACAGAGGCUCAAUGGAUGGGGAAAACCCCAAUGUAAUUUAGAGCAAAGCCAUGGACUGUCUUGUUUGAAUGUGUACUCCAUUAUAUUUAAUCAGGGACUGAUGACACUAGGCCUUCAGCACGGUAUCUACCUUCAUAAACAAACAUGUACAGAAAAUACUGAAUAUAAAUAAUGGAUUUGCAACUUGUGUGCGUUUAGUUUAAAUUGUACAAAAAGCCUUUUUACAGAUUAUCUUUCCAAUCACAGAUUGUCUCAAGUAAACCUUUAAGCACUUUAAGAAAAAUGAUCACAAAUUACCGUCCGUACAGAACAUCUAAGCAAUAGAGUAAUCGAGUACCUUACUGUAGUGACAUGGUCAAGGGAAUUUUUCUGUUUGUUCGCCAUGAGUGCCUGUCUUCUCUUUCCUGGUCCACAAAACUUAAACAUGCACUUCCUGGUUUUGUUAAAACGCCCAGCGGCUGGUCAGAGCAUCAACAGUGAGUUGAGAGGAAAUUUUGAGCAAGUUAUAACACAGUGGUACUCAAUGUAUGUCUCUUCCUGCCGACCAUUUUAUAAUUCACACUUAAAAUUGAUUCACACUGCCCAGAGUACAUAAAAAAGCACCAAAAAGUGCCAGAGGAGGAUCCCCUGGACCCUCCGACAGAGGUCAGGGUUAAGUCCCACAUGUCCUCAAACGUUUGUUCACUGACUGGCCCCUGGCUUCCUGUCAUUUUGCAUAAGUGGUCCCCGGGCAAAGCUUGUUGAAUAUCCCUGCUUUACCAGAAUCAGGAAGUGUGUUCUGUAAAAUCUUUAACCCAGAAAAAUGCAGUCAUCUGCUCUAGAUGUUUUUAUGUGCCUUUUUAAUGUUAAAGAAUGACUGCCAUCAGUGCUGUAAUCAUUUAUGAUCAACAUAUGGUAUGAUAAGAGGAAAUUGAGGGAAUUUUAUUAAAACUUUUUCUAUGAAAUGCAA
This is a messenger RNA of Epinephelus fuscoguttatus (brown-marbled grouper), 5660 nucleotides long. Its product is annotated as trichohyalin-like. Bases 190 to 4434 code for a protein of 1414 amino acids. The record is from RefSeq and is a predicted model, not a curated record. The transcript is spliced from 10 exons. NCBI's taxonomy places the organism in Eukaryota, Metazoa, Chordata, Actinopteri, Perciformes, Serranidae.